Molecule: messenger RNA, 2227 nt
Organism: Arachis stenosperma
Lineage: Eukaryota; Viridiplantae; Streptophyta; Magnoliopsida; Fabales; Fabaceae
Product: L-type lectin-domain containing receptor kinase IX.1-like
Exons: 2
Coding region: 69-2108 (679 amino acids)
Biological process (GO): protein phosphorylation
Cellular component (GO): plasma membrane
Molecular function (GO): protein kinase activity; ATP binding; carbohydrate binding
Source: RefSeq, a predicted model, not a curated record
ACUGUUGAAGAUUAUAAGAAAUAUCUAAUCUAGUGCCCUCAGCACAGAAUUCAGAAUUAGCCACAAACAUGACAUCCCCAGAAGCAAAUUACGCACUUGCGUGUUUUUAUGUAACAUUCAUAAUCCUGUUGGCUCUUAUAUCUAAUGCAACACCAUUAGCAUUCAACUACAAGCGAUUCAGUGACACCAUAAAUACCUUAAACAUUGUCGGAGAUGUGUAUCAAGAUAACGGAGCCCUCCAACUCACUGAAUACAAGAAAGACAGCCUCGGAAGAGUUACCUAUUACAAACCUCUCCAUCUUUGGGACAACAAAACCGGCAAGGUCACAGAUUUCACCACCCAUUUCAGCUUCUCCAUCAACACUCCAAACAAAUCCUACGAUGGCGACGGCAUCACCUUCUAUCUAGCAGAGCCCAAUUUCCCACUUCCAGUUCCAAGAGACGGUAGCGGCAUUGGUCUCCUCAGCCGUUAUGAGUUGAGUAAUCCAAACUACACAAACGAACACCCGUUUGUGGCGGUGGAGUUUGACACCUUUGGCAACGAUUGGGAUCCUCCCUAUGAUCAUGUUGGCAUCGAUGUUAAAUCUAUUGCCACUGCUUUCACUGCAGAAUGGGGUACUUACACAACACAAUGGUUCAGUAGCAGGGAUGAGAGAGGUUAUGAUGCUGUUAUCGCUUACAAUUCUAGUUCCAACAAUCUGAGUGUGGCUUUCACAGGGUACAAGGAUAAUGUCACAAAAAUUGAGCAGCACUUGUCUUGUGAAGUUAAUCUGAGAAAUGUUCUGCCAGAAUGGGUUGAGUUUGGAUUCACUUCAGCAACGGGGUUCUACUUUGAGUAUCACACCCUCAGCUCAUGGUCCUUCAACACUAGUUUGAGCACUCAUGAAGCAAAUGACCAGAAUAGAAGCAAGAAAGGCUUGGUGAUAGGGCUAGGUGUUGGUGCAGGUGUUUUAAUAUGUGUUUUAGUGCUGGCUUGUCUUAUGGGGUGGAAGCUGAGGAGCAGAAAAAGGAGAGACAGUUUUGAUGUUGCUAUGGACAGAGAUUUUGAAAGAGGCACUGGACCCAGGAGGUUUUCUUAUGAAGAACUUUCUAGAGCAACUAAUAAUUUUGCAAAGGGACAUAAAAUUGGAGAGGGAGGUUUUGGUGGAGUUUACAAAGGAUUCUUAAGAGAUUUGAACAUUCAUGUUGCCAUUAAGAGGAUAUCUCAGGGAUCACAACAAGGGGUGAGGGAGUAUGCAUCUGAAGUCAAGAUUAUUAGCCAACUGAGGCACAAGAAUUUGGUUCAGCUCAUUGGAUGGUGUCACCGGAAGAAUGACCUGCUGUUGAUUUAUGAGUUCAUGGAAAAUGGAAGCUUAGAUUCCUAUAUAUUCAAGGGUAAAAGCUUGUUGACAUGGGAAGUAAGAUAUAACAUUGCUAGAGGCUUGGCUUCAUCUUUAUUGUACUUGCAUGAAGAGUGGGAACAAUGUGUGCUUCAUAGGGACAUCAAACCCAGCAAUGUUAUGUUGGAUCCUAAUUUCAAUGUGAAGCUUGGAGAUUUCGGGUUAGCAAGACUGAUGGACCACGGGACAGAAUCGAAAACGGCGAGUUUAGCUGGAACAAUGGGAUAUCUGGCUCCUGAAGCUGCCACAAGAGGUAAGGCAAGCAAAGAGUCAGAUGUGUACAGUUUUGGAGUUGUUGCAUUGGAGAUAGCUUGUGGAAGAAGGAUCAUUGAACAAAAUCUAAUUGCAAAUCAGAUCCACUUGGUGGAUUGGGUUUGGGAACUGUAUCCCACAGGUAAUCUUCAAGAAGCAGCGGAUCCAAGAUUAUAUGGUGUUUUUGAUAAACAAGAAAUGGAGAGGUUAAUGAUUGUUGGACUUUGGUGUACUCUAACUGAUUACACUAUGAGGCCUACGAUAAGGCAGGUGGUUCUUGUGCUUAACUCUGAAGUUCCAUUGCCCACUCUCCCAUCACAGCUUCAUUCUUCCAACUAUUUCAUCCCAAGGACUAGUUCUGCUUCUGGAAAUAACCAGAGCCAGCCUUCAACUUCAAGCAAUAGCUCUCUCACCACGAGGUCUUCACAGUCUAGCAGCAGUGCAACUUCAGAAUCCUCUAAACUUCUAGCAACAUGAUGUUCAUAUUCUUAGCAAUUUUAUGAUUAUAAUUAUUUCUCUUUCUUUUCAACAUGAAAUUGUAAAUAAAUGUUUGACAUUUGCUGCUUUUCUAUAUUUGACCCAAUUCAUUUCUUCAA